AUGGCCAGCGUGCUGUCUCGCCGGCUGGGUAAGCGCUCCCUCCUGGGGGCCCGGGUGCUGGGACCCGGUGCUUCGGAUGGGCCAGCGGGGACUGGAGCACCCUCGGAGCCGCCGCCACCGUUGGAGCUGCCAGAGGGCGCCAUUCCGCAGCCCACCCUCGCCUCUAAGGACCCUGCAUGCCAAGAACAGCCCAAGGAGGCCCGCAAGGCUCUGGGCACCCCGGGCCUCCAGCAGGUGGCCUUUCAGCCUGGACAGAAGGUGCGUGUGUGGCAUGGCGGCCAGGAGCGCUUGGGGCUGGUGGAGCGGCACCGCUGGGCGGAGGACGAGGUGACGGUCUGGCUGCUGGACCAGAAGCUGCAGGUGUGCUGCAAGGCGGAGGAAGUGUGGCUGGCGGAGCGGCAGGGCGCCCCUGCGCCUCAGGGGCCUCCCCAGGAGCACGGGGCCCGGGGCCCAGCCUACAGACCCGUCUCUAGGAACAUUGACGUCCCCAAGAGGAAGUCGGAUGCAGUGGAGAUGGACGAGAUGAUGGCGGCCAUGGUGCUGACGUCCCUGUCCUGCAGUCCAGUUGUCCAGAGUCCCCCCAGAGCAGAGACCAACUUCCCUGCGUCAUCCCGUGUGGCCUGUGGUGACCCGUGGAAGGAGAGCGGCGACGUGUCUGACAGCGGCAGCAGCACCACCAGCGGGCACUGGAGCGGGAGCAGCGGCGUCUCCACCCCCUCCCCGCCCCACCCGCAGGCCAGCCCCAAGUACCUGGGGGACGCCUUCGGUUCUCCCCAGACCGAUCAUGGCUUUGAGACCGACCCUGACCCUUUCCUUCUGGAUGAACCAGCUCCACGGAAGAGGAAGAACUCAGUGAAGGUCAUGUACAAGUGCCUGUGGCCCAACUGUGGCAAAGUUCUGCGCUCCAUCGUCGGCAUCAAGCGACACGUCAAAGCUCUUCACUUGGGGGACACCGUGGACUCGGACCAGUUCAAGCGGGAGGAGGAUUUCUACUACACGGAGGUGCAGAUGAAGGAAGAGUCUGCUGUGGCCGCGCCCGGCCCCUCCGUCCCUGGGCCUCCCUCUGCCGAGCCAGUGCCCGCCCCCCGGGUGACCAGCCCCUCGCUUGCUGCUCUUCCACUGCCUCCGCCCAAAGCUUCGUACCCUAGACCCGAACCAUCCGGCCUGGAGUCUCCCCUGCCCUCGGGUGCACUCAGCACGUCAGCCCCUGGCUCCUUCUGGCACAUUCAGGCUGACCAUGCCUAUCAGGCUCUGCCCUCCUUCCAGAUCCCCGUCUCCCCUCAUAUCUACACCAGCAUCAGCUGGGCUGCUGCCCCUGCCACCACCCCUCUCUCACCGGUCCGGAGCCGGUCGCUCAGCUUCAGCGAGCCGCCGCCACUGCCUGCGCCUGCCGUCAAGUCGCACCUGGUCGUCACCUCUCCACCCCGGGCCCCUAGCAGCACCAGGAAGGCCCGCGGUGAGGCCAAGAAGUGCCGCAAGGUGUACGGCAUCGAGCACCGGGACCAGUGGUGCACGGCCUGCCGCUGGAAGAAGGCCUGCCAGCGCUUCCUGGACUGACGUGCCGCGGCCGCGCUCCUGCCCGCCGCCCGCCCGCCGGCAGCCCCGCUGCAGACGCCGGAGCAGCCGAGACACGGAGCGCGCACGCCGCUGCGGUGUAACACUUAAAACACUUUCUCCCCGCCGUGGGAAUGUUUUAUUUUUUAAAAAGAUGCGAAAAUAUUUUUCUUUCCCUUAAAAUAGGAGAGAGCCAAAACUGCCAAGGUAUUCUGCAGCGACCAGAGACCAAAGAAUUCCUCCCCCUCCUCUUGCUCCCGGCCUCGGGGCACGCGUCUGUCCCCACCGGGAAGGAAAGGACGGCUCCCUGUGCGUGGCACAACCGUUGCUUUCUCCAAAAGGGACUGUGAAUGAGACGAGUUUCCUUCUCCU
Messenger RNA from Dipodomys ordii (Ord's kangaroo rat), 1926 nucleotides. It is a transcript of the gene Znf395, whose product is annotated as zinc finger protein 395. Gene Ontology annotation, molecular function: RNA polymerase II cis-regulatory region sequence-specific DNA binding; DNA-binding transcription factor activity. The transcript has 9 exons. Gene Ontology annotation, biological process: regulation of transcription by RNA polymerase II. NCBI's taxonomy places the organism in Eukaryota, Metazoa, Chordata, Mammalia, Rodentia, Heteromyidae. Gene Ontology annotation, cellular component: nucleus. The coding region runs from base 1 to 1557 and encodes 518 amino acids. The record is from RefSeq and is a predicted model, not a curated record.